AUGUCUCGAAAAAAAGCUAUCGAGGAGACCGACAAACUCACUCGUAUUGCUAUAGUCAAUGCCGAUCGCUGUAAGCCUAAAAGAUGUAGGCAAGAGUGUAAAAAAAGUUGCCCAGUGGUGCGUAUGGGAAAACUGUGCAUCGAAGUUACUCCAAAUGAUAAAAUUUGCACUAUAUCUGAAGAAUUGUGCAUAGGUUGUGGUAUCUGUGUUAAAAAAUGCCCUUUUGAUGCCAUCACUAUAAUUAAUAUUCCAUCUAAUUUGGAGAAGCAUACAACGCAUCGUUACUCGAAAAACUCUUUCAAGCUUCACCGCCUUCCAAUCCCUCGUCCUGGUGAAGUUUUGGGUCUUGUCGGUCAAAACGGUAUUGGAAAAUCAACAGCUCUGAAGAUCCUUGCUGGUAAACAGAAACCCAACUUGGGUAGAUAUGUGGACCCUCCAGACUGGCAAGAGAUUCUCUCUCAUUUCCGUGGAUCAGAGCUCCAGAACUACUUCACAAAGAUCCUAGAAGAUGAUUUGAAGGCCCUCAUAAAACCCCAAUAUGUGGACCAAAUCCCUAAGGCUGUGAAAGGAACAGUAGGUCAAUUAUUAGACAAGAAAGAUGAAAUGAAGAAUCAGACUGAAAUCUGCAAGAUGCUUGAUCUUUCCCACAUCCGUGACCGUGAAAUUGCUGCAUUGUCGGGAGGAGAGCUACAGCGUUUUGCCUGUGCCAUGGUGUGCAUUCAAAAUGGAGACAUUUUCAUGUUUGAUGAGCCAUCCUCAUACUUGGAUGUUAAGCAGCGUUUGAAUGCUGCCCGCACCAUUCGCUCUCUCAUACACCCAGAUAAGUUUAUUAUAGUGGUGGAACACGACUUGUCAGUGCUGGACUAUUUGUCUGACUUCAUCUGUUGUUUGUAUGGAGUGCCUGGUGCCUAUGGUGUAGUUACUAUGCCCUUCUCAGUCAGAGAAGGUAUAAAUAUUUUCCUUGAUGGCUUUGUACCCACUGAAAACAUGAGAUUCAGAACAGAAUCACUAGUAUUCAAAGUUGCUGAAUCGGCCACUGAAGAAGAGAUAAAACGAAUGAACCAUUAUGAAUAUCCAGAAAUGACCAAGAGUAUGGGCGAUUUCCACUUGCGUGUGAUGCAAGGUGAAUUCUCAGAUUCAGAAAUUUUGGUGCUACUUGGUGAAAAUGGAACUGGCAAAACAACAUUUAUUCGAAUGCUCGCUGGAAACUUGGAGCCUGAUGAAGGUGCAAAUCAAUUACCACAGUUACAUAUAAGUUAUAAGCCUCAGAAAAUUUCACCCAAAUCGCAGGGCCAAGUGCGUAACUUGCUGCACGAUAAAAUAAGAGAUGCCUACACUCACCCGCAGUUUAUCACCGAUGUAAUGAAACCUAUGAAAAUAGAAGAAAUAAUGGACCAAGAAGUUCAGAACUUAUCUGGUGGUGAAUUGCAACGUGUGGCUCUUGUCUUAUGUCUUGGUAAACCAGCUGAAGUGUACCUUAUUGAUGAACCUUCUGCCUACCUUGAUUCUGAACAGCGUUUAGUUGCAGCUAAAGUUAUUAAAAGGUUUAUCCUUCAUGCGAAGCGAACUGGUUUCGUAGUAGAGCACGACUUCAUUAUGGCAACCUACCUUGCUGACAGAGUAAUUGUAUUUGAAGGCGUUCCAUCUGAGCACGCAACAGCUAAUGCCCCACAAUCAUUGUUAAAUGGAAUGAAUAGAUUUUUAGAACUCCUGGGUAUCACAUUCAGAAGAGACCCUAAUAAUUUUAGACCAAGGAUUAAUAAGCAUUCAUCUGUUAAGGAUAUUGAACAAAAGCGAGCAGGUCAGUACUUCUUCUUGGAAGAUUAA
Leptosia nina is the source of this 1827-nucleotide messenger RNA. NCBI's taxonomy places the organism in Eukaryota, Metazoa, Arthropoda, Insecta, Lepidoptera, Pieridae. The record is from the annotation of a GenBank genome assembly.